Cylindrotheca closterium is the source of this 1743-nucleotide messenger RNA. NCBI's taxonomy places the organism in Eukaryota, Bacillariophyta, Bacillariophyceae, Bacillariales, Bacillariaceae. The record is from the annotation of a GenBank genome assembly.
AUGAUAGAAACGAUGAAACCUUCGCAUGUCAUUGUUCAUAUCCACACAGGGCCUAAAUCCAACGUCUCCAACCUCAAAGAAGAAAUCGCAAAGUUCUUAGAAGAUCGACAUGACCGCAUAUCGAAGCGCUUAUGUCUUCGAAGCUCGGUCCGGUCCAUAUUGGAAGAAGCGAUUGGCGGAAAGAUUAAAUCCUGCAAUGCCUGUGAAAGCUGGAAAUCUGACGGAACGAUAGAUGGUUCAUCACAAAAUGAAACGACCGAAACUGACUCAUUUUGGGACCACUCAAAGCACACUGAUAUUUGGGGAGAAGGCGACUUUAUCAGUGUGGACGUUACAAGAGUUUCUACGCUUCAGGCGAUGGCACAGUCACCAACUGACACUUGGGACUAUUCAAAAAUGAGACAUUUCGUGGCACAGGAUGGUUCAGCUGCAACUUCUCGAAAUACCACCCAAAGCCAGAAUUGGUGGGAUCGACCACUGUGGGCUUGGAAGAGGAAUGAGUUGAUCCUAGCACAUGGCGCAAUGCUGGCCGUGGAGAUGACGGAAGACCUCAAGAAUCCGAUUUUGUUGCCUUCUCAGAAAGUUAAAGUAAUAGUUUCAAAUACAAAGGCCAUCCCAGCGAUUUCUGCUUCUGGAGAUUGGCCGUAUCAAAUUGCAGUACCUGGGGGGACAAAUAGCUGGGACACCGAGAAAGAAGAGAAAAUUGGAGAUAUGUGCCCAACCCGGAGCUGUAGUCAUUUAGUUACAUCGACUGACUAUGAAAUUGCUUCGCAGAUGUGUGAGAAGGACAAACAUGAACCGAACCACCAAGACGGCGAAGACGAACAGCAUGGGAAAGAAAAAAAUCGAUUAAGUGCUGAAGUUUCGGGUUUGCAACGAAUCGACUUUCAUAACACCUUGUUGCAUGAUUUCAACGAGGACGAAAGCAAAUGCAAGCCCUCGUCAUCAGGUGCAACUGAAUCUUUGGCGAAUAUUCCGAUAACGCUGUCCCCAAAGGACUCAAUUGCAACCAUGGAUCCAAAGGUCAGCAUGGAGCAUGCAAGCGAACUAAGGCUUGAAAUAGCGAUUGAAAGUUCAAGCAUUGGUGAAUCAAGGUCACCUUCGACAGUUCCACCUCAUGCAAUGCAAUCCUUGAUCGUCACGCCGGUGCAUCAGCAUGACCAUCCGCUCACAAAUUUCCACGAAUGUCCCGGCAGCCAUGAGACUGGUGACGGAUCCUCUCAGUCUGAGAAUACUGAUAGCGUACAGAAGGACUGGGCGGACACCCAAGUCAUUGUUUUAGGUGAAGUAGGUGAAGUGGACAAUCCGCUGUCCACACCGACUCAACAAGCAAACUUGCAAAGUGCUACGGUUUCACCAAAUGAUAUGCAGAAAGUGGAGGAAGAGUGCAAAGCUGGUGGCACCGAAUUCAGUGAGGUCAAUAGAAGUGACGACUUCUCAGAUUCUUCAAGGCCGCCAAGUCGAGCCAUCGUGUCGAGUUCACCACAAUUGGAUAGUCAAGGCAUUGACCUAUCAAUGCUGUCUCAAAUUCCUCAGGAACUUCGCUCGGAAGCUCGCUUGGCGCUUGCGGUGAGCCAUCAACGGAGACCGAGAAAACGGUUUAGGCCGCCGACAGAUUCACACCUCUACAAAUGGCUGUCCUCCACUUCCUCGAAAGCUUCAAAGGUACAGCGAACUGAAAACCCUUUACUGAAGGACAAGGAGCGUCCCAGCAGCAUUAAAGAUUUCUUCCACACGACCUAG